Molecule: messenger RNA, 1848 nt
Organism: Drosophila busckii
Lineage: Eukaryota; Metazoa; Arthropoda; Insecta; Diptera; Drosophilidae
Product: maltase A3
Exons: 4
Coding region: 261-1781 (506 amino acids)
Biological process (GO): carbohydrate metabolic process
Source: RefSeq, a predicted model, not a curated record
GUUAUUUUAAACUAAUUGUGGGGCUGCUUGUGCUGCUGGCGCAGCAGCAGCUUGAGCUUGGCCAGGCGGCAGCUGUCGAUGUGCAGCAGACCAGCAAGGAUUGGUGGCAAACCGCGCAGUUUUAUCAAAUUUAUCCACGUUCGUUCAAGGAUUCGAAUGGCGACGGCAUUGGCGACCUGCAGGGCAUCAUAUCCAAGCUCGAUUAUCUAAAGGAAAUUGGCGUAACCGCCACUUGGCUAUCGCCCAUAUUUAAAUCACCCAUGGCUGACUUUGGCUACGACAUUGCGGACUUCUUCGACAUACAGGAUGAGUAUGGCACGCUGGAGGACUUUGAUGAGCUCAUAGCUGCAGCCAAGCAGCGCGACAUCAAGAUCAUACUCGACUUUGUGCCCAAUCACUCGAGUGAUGAGAACGUUUGGUUCGAAAAGUCAGUGCGACGUGAGCGAGGCUACGAGGACUACUAUGUGUGGCAUGAUGGUUACUUCAAUGCCAGCACGGGCAAGCGUGAGCCGCCGUCCAAUUGGCUGCAGGCAUUCCGCGGCAGCGCCUGGGAGUGGAAUGAGCAGCGUGGUCAGUACUAUCUGCAUCAGUUUGCAGUGAAGCAGCCGGAUUUGAAUUAUCGCAAUCCCGCUGUGGUGGAGCAAAUGAAGCGCGUGCUCACCUAUUGGCUGAAUCGUGGUGUUGCUGGUUUCCGCGUCGAUGCCAUGCCCUGGUGCUUUGAGGUGCCUGCAGAUGCAACUGGCAGAUAUCCCGAUGAGCCGCUCAGCGGUUAUACAGACGAUCCAGAUGACUCCUCGUAUCUGAAGCAUAUCUAUACGCAGGAUCAGCCUGAAACGGUGGACAUGAUUUAUCAAUGGCGUCAGCUGUUCGACGAUUACAAACGCGUGCAUGGCGGCGAUACGCGCGUCAUUAUGGUGGAGACCUGGUCGGGUCUGGACUAUACAAUGCAGUUCUAUGGCAAUCGCACGGCCAAGGGCGCGCAGAUUCCCUUCAACUUUCAGUUCAUCAUCGGCGGCAAUGGCGAUAAGAACAACACGCAGCUAAAUGCGCCGGGAUUUGUUAAAAUUAUCAACAGUUGGUUGUCGCAGAUGCCAGCGGGUCAAACAGCCAAUUGGGUGAUGGGCAAUCACGAUCAGCGUCGCGUGGGCAGUCGCUAUGGCGAGCAGCGCAUCGACUUGAUGAACAUGCUGCAAAUGUUUUUGCCAGGGGUGAGCGUCACGUAUCAGGGCGAGGAGCUGGGCAUGACUGAUUUGGAAAUCAGCUGGGCCGAUUCGCGGGAUCCCGCUGCCUGCAACUCCAAUGAGCAAAUCUAUCAGCAGUUUACGCGUGAUCCGUCCCGCACGCCCUUCCACUGGAGCAGCGAGGCCAACGCUGGCUUCUCCAGCAACAGCAGCACCUGGCUGCCCAUUAAUCCCAACUAUGUGACAGUGAAUGUGGCCACUGAGGGCGCCGCCAGCUCCAGUCACUUGCAGCUGUACAAGCAGCUGCAUCAGCUGCGCCAGUCCAAGACUUUGCAGCUUGGCAAUACCAAAUACGCGGCCGUGGGCGACAAUGUGCUGGGCAUCAAGCGCUCGUUGAGUGGACAGCCCAGUUAUGUGCUCAUUGCCAAUGUGCUGGACAGCGCUGUCAGUGGCAUCGAUCUGGCCGCUCCUUUGUACGCCAAGGAGAGCUACAAGGUCAAGCUGGCCAAUCCACAGGCGCAGGCAAGCGUUGGUGCCAGCAUUUCAUUGAGCAGCCUAACGCUGCAGCCACAUGCGGCUUUGAUUGUGGAAUCUGCUUAAUUGUAUUUCUAAUUUAUAUGUGUGUGUGUGUGUGUGUGUGUGUGUGUGUGUGUGUGUGUGUGUGUUU